UCGAGCUGUUCGUUAGUCAUACUGUGAAUUUAUUUAUUUAUAUUUUUAAUACUGACUCUAAAUUUACUUUUUAUAAUUUAUCAGCUUGCUAAACUAUGCAUAAAGUACACACAAGAUAUCGUUAUUUUAUUCAGUUAAUCGUCUUUAUUUUGAUUAAUCAUGCAAAGAGUAUAGAUUACGGACUUUAUCGCAAUGACACAGUUCCAUCUUUAGACUUCGUGACAUCAAAGGUCCCUACGCUCGAAAUACUGCUCGAAGGUCAAUUAUCUUCUACAGUAAACACACCGCAACUAAUAACCGAACACCUACUACAAUAUGGCGGACUAGUGCGAUCUCAAUUGCUCGCAAAACUCGGCUCCCAACUCUACAACAGCAAUGAGGAUCUCACCAUAACCGAACUUACAGCUCUCAAUGACAUCUACCAGCAAACACUUGAGAGAAAAUACAAUUUGCUCUCAAUUUUACCAACCUCGAAUUCAACUCUCCAAGAAAUCUGCGCUAACCUAAAAGACCCAUCAUUAAUUCCGAGCGCUAAAAUUUGCCAAAAAAUAACAAAAAAUAUUAAUUUAACUUUACCCUCGUUAUCAGUAGAAAAAAUUCCACCAAAUUUAUCUCUCGACGCCAUUUUUACGCAGCUCAAAAAUAAUAAAUUAGAAUUAACAAAUAAUUUAUUCAUCGGCCUGUUACUUCACAUUCCGUUUAAUAAUUACGAUGCAAAAACUCAUAAUUCACUUCGUCACUUAAUUUAUUCUCUUAUUAAUUCGAAUUUAAAUAUCAGUAAUAAUAAUAAUAGUACAAAUUAUUCAUCAAUUACCGAAUUAAUUCGUAGUAAUUUAAAUGAAAUAAAAUCUCACGAAUUAAGUCCAUUUGCAAAAUAUUUAUCCGAGCAAUUGAAUACCGAAUUGUUACCAAUUAAUUCAAAUAUCGAGUCAUUGAGCGCCAUAUUCGAUAACGAUAAAAUAAAUUUGAAAUAUUUAUUAGAGACCAUUUUACCCAACGAUAUGUUGGACAAAGAUUUGAUUGAAGCGAAAAUUUAUUUACGUCAUAAAUUGGGUGGUGUCAAAAAUUGGGACAUUAAUCAAUUAAUCGGAUCCGAAAAAUACGAAUAUUUGAGACCAGACGAUUUGUUAAUCGCGUUGUUUGACAAAUUAAUUGACAUUGAUUAUUUACGUGAUAUUGCGAGCGCUUUGAAAAUUGACGCUUACUUUUGGCACAAAAGUCACAUGAUUGAAAAUUUAAACGAUUUGUUGGAUUUAUUUGAUUCUUAUAACAAUUUACGGGGAAUUAGUGACUAUAGAGAAUUAACUCGAACAAUUGGAAGAAUAAAACACUAUUUGGUUAACAGUAGAAAUGUAACGAUUGAGUUAAUGUGCACGAGACCUAGGGCCUGUUUGAAAGAGGGCUUAAAAAUGGUUAGAGAGUGCAAAGGCAUUAAUGAAGAAACGAAGGUAUUGAUUAAUACAUUUUUUGAACAAUCAAAAGAUUGCUCAGAUUGUUUGAGAGCUGAUUGUAAAAUUAAUGCUGAGGUUACUGAAUCACAAAUUGGCGUUGAGCUCGAAAUGACGACUACUGAAAAGAGUCGGGUCACUGUUAGAGAUUGUGAAAAUAGCGAAGAUUGUGAAGACAGUGAUGUAAAAUCGACGUUAGGUUUCAAUUAUGGAAAAUUGAAAAAAAUAAAGAAAAUAAAAAUAAAAGAACAUGAGGAAAGGGAGAAAAUUGAAGUUACUACGGAAAGUACUCAAACAACGAAAAGCUUUAGAGCUUUUGAAGAAGACAAGUCGGAAACACCUAUGUUGGAGAUUCUGGAAAAGUCUAAAAUGGACGUAACGGAAAAUCCAAUGAAAAUAACGGAAAAACCGAUUACUUUGCCGAAAAUUGAAUCAAUAAAGUUGGAUGCACCUUGCACUACACCAGAUUGUAUGGAAAAACCUGCUUGUACUACACCAGACUGCAUGGAAAAGCCGGCAUGUACCACCCCAGAUUGCAUGGAAAAACCAGCAUGUACUACUCCAGAUUGCAUGGAAAAACCGGCCUGUACCACUCCAGACUGUAUGGAAAAACCAGCAUGUACCACUCCAGAUUGUAUGGAAAAACCGGCCUGUACGACACCAGACUGCAUGGAAAAACCGGCUUGCACAACUCCAGAUUGUAUGGAAAAACCAGCAUGCACAACACCUGACUGCAUGGAAAAACCGGCUUGCACAACUCCAGAUUGCAUGGAACCACCGGCAUGUACUACCCCAGAUUGUAUGGCAAAACCGGCCUGUACGACACCAGACUGCAUGGAAAAACCAGCAUGUACCACCCCAGAUUGCAUGGAACCACCGGCCUGUACCACUCCAGAUUGUAUGGAAAAACCAGCAUGUACAACCCCAGAUUGUAUGGAAAAACCGGCAUGUACAACUCCAGACUGCAUGGAAAAAUCGGCCUGUACCACUCCAGACUGUAUGGAAAAACCAGCAUGUACCACUCCAGAUUGUAUGGAAAAACCAGCUUGUACGACACCAGACUGCAUGGAAAAACCGGCUUGCACAACUCCAGAUUGUAUGGAAAAACCGGCCUGUACCACUCCAGACUGUAUGGAAAAACCAGCAUGUACAACCCCAGAUUGCAUGGAAAAACCAGCUUGCACGACACCUGACUGCAUGGAAAAACCAGAAUGUACAACCCCAGAUUGCAUGGAAAAACCGGCUUGCACAACUCCAGAUUGUAUGGAAAAACCGGCCUGUACCACUCCAGAUUGUAUGGAAAAACCAGCAUGUACCACCCCAGAUUGCAUGGAAAAACCAGCAUGUACAACCCCAGAUUGCAUGGAACCACCGGCAUGUACCACCCCAGAUUGCAUGGAAAAACCAGCAUGUACAACCCCAGAUUGCAUGGAAAAACCAGCUUGCACAACACCAGAUUGUAUGGAAAAACCAGCAUGUACAACCCCAGAUUGCAUGGAACCACCGGCAUGUACCACCCCAGAUUGCAUGGAAAAACCAGCAUGUACAACCCCAGAUUGCAUGGAAAAACCAGCAUGCACAACCCCAGAUUGCAUGGAAAAACCAGCUUGCACAACACCAGAUUGUAUGGAAAAACCAGCCUGCACGACACCUGACUGCAUGGAAAAACCAGAAUGUACCACUCCAGAUUGCAUGGAACCACCGGCCUGUACCACUCCAGAUUGUAUGGAAAAACCAGCUUGUACGACACCAGAUUGCAUGGAAAAACCGGCUUGCACGACACCAGAUUGUAUGGGAAAGCUAACUUGUACUACUCCGGAUUGCAUGGAAAAACCGAUCGUUGAAAAACCGAAAACAAAGAUAAUCUGCCAUCAUCGUGACCCAUACCAUCGUAAAAAAAUUCGAAAAUUAAAUAAAAUUCGUAAUUUAUCAAAAGUGAAACUAAUUCCCAAUUCUGAGCCGAGUAAGAAAGAAAAUGUUACGCCUAAUAAUAAUAAUAACAAUAAUAAUGUGAAUAUUGUUAAUAGCGGAUACUCAGUAGCGAUGGAGGAAAAAAAUAAGGUUAAAAUAAACGAGACAGUGAACAAAUUAAAAUUGAAUCCGAUUCUAGAAAAAAUUGUUAAGAAAAAAUCUGACCUUAUUCACAAGGCGAGUUCGCAUCUCUUGGGCGGGAAGUUCGGAUCAAGGCGCGAAAAUUCGGCGAGAAAUUUAAAUUCGAAUGUUAAUGUCAAUGCGAAUUUAAAUAAAAAUUCGGAACAAUUAAAAACUCGAAUUUUUGAUUCCGACGAAUCGAUGAGCGAAAAUUCCGACAGUUCAGACAGUAGUUCGAAUUCCAAUUCAAAUUUAGAUGAAAAUGAACGCGAACAUUCAAAUUAUUACAAAAAUUUGAAAAAGAAAAAAUCUAAAAAAUAUUCAAAAAAAUACAAAAAAUCAAAUAAUAUGAGGAAGAAAAGUCAUAAAAAAAUGAGUUAUUAUAAUGAGGAAAUAAAAGAAGAAAAAAAAAAUUACAAAAAUCGUGAAAGGCUUGAAUCGAUUAAGAAAAAUAAAUCGAAAAAAUCGAGAAAUCAUGAAGAAAAAAAAUCAAGAACCAAAAAUGAAAAUAUAAAUAUUAAUGAUAAUAAAUUAAGUGAAAAUUCGACGCGGACCAAUGGCACUUUGGCCAAUCGAAUGCUGGAUGUUGACAUGACAAAAUUUUUUAAUUUUGAGGUUAAGAGGGACGAAAACGUUAACGUGAAGUCACGUCGAGAUAAACGAGACGUUAAUGUCCGAAUAAAUGAAAAAAACUCCGACGACGAGAACGAAAACACGAAUUUGGUCCGUCGAGCCAGCGGAAAAAGUGGAAUUUCGGGUAAUAAUGAGUCAGAUUUGAACAAAAAAAAUUCAACUGACUCUGGGAGACGUUAUAUGGAUCUGAGCAUGCCAAAAUUUUUUAAUUUUGAAAUAAAAAGAGAUGAAACCGUGACGAAAACUAGAAAAACUAAAAGAUCGAUGCCUAAAUUUAUUAAAAAUUUUACCGAUUACGACCAAGUGAAUAACAGAAUGUUUGAUAUUACGGCUCCUAAAUUUUUUAAUAUUGAGUUCAAGCGAGAUGAGACAAUCACUGAAGAAUAAUCUUAUUAACAAUAAUAAUGAUAAUUUUUUUUUUAAUUAUUUCAAAAUUUAUUUUUAGUAGCCAUGAUAACUCGGGUUCUAAUUAAUGAAAUUUUUGGACUUAACAAUAUUCUCUUUGUCUAAAAUUUAUAUGAGGCCACUAUCUAAUUCUCUGGGAAAUUCAAAUUUCGCAAAAUGGCGGAAAAAUUCAAAUUUCGAAAAAUGGCGGGAAAAUUCAAAUCUCUAAAAAUGGCGGGAAAUUUCGAAUUUCAAAAAGUGGCGGGAAAAAAUUUUUCAGGCGGAAAAUUUUGUAUAAAUAGAGUCAAAUAAAUAGAAGGGGAGGGGAUAUAAAACUGAAGUUCGGAAAAUUUGGUGGAAAAUUUAAGAAAAUUGUUUGUAAAAAUUAGAUUUUAAAUGUAAAGAAAAGGUUUUUUUAAAGAUCAAUAAAAAAAAUUAAUUUAG
Molecule: messenger RNA, 5000 nt
Organism: Microplitis demolitor
Lineage: Eukaryota; Metazoa; Arthropoda; Insecta; Hymenoptera; Braconidae
Exons: 2
Coding region: 96-4559 (1487 amino acids)
Source: RefSeq, a predicted model, not a curated record